Messenger RNA from Drosophila willistoni, 2154 nucleotides. It is a transcript of the gene Exo70, whose product is annotated as exocyst complex component 7. The transcript is spliced from 6 exons. The record is from RefSeq and is a predicted model, not a curated record. Gene Ontology annotation, cellular component: exocyst. Lineage: Eukaryota; Metazoa; Arthropoda; Insecta; Diptera; Drosophilidae. The coding region runs from base 39 to 2123 and encodes 694 amino acids. Gene Ontology annotation, biological process: exocytosis. Gene Ontology annotation, molecular function: phosphatidylinositol-4,5-bisphosphate binding.
UUUUGUUUUGUUUGUUUUUUUGUGUUUGGAAAGUAAAAAUGAAUAAUUUGGAUAGUUCGCUGCAAGCGCACAGCAAAUUGGAAAAGGAGACAACCAAUUUGGCUUUGCUUAAGGAUCGGGUCGAUAAAUAUCAUGACCUGUCUACACAAAUGUCCAGCAUUCUGACCAUUUUUGAGAAGCGUCUGGGUAAUUUGGAGCAAACCAUUUUACCAGUCUAUCAGGAAACAGAACAAUUGCAAAAGCGGCAACAAAAUUUGGAAGCAACGUUAAAUUGUCUGGAGAAUGUUCUGUCGCAUUAUGAUGUCUCCCAGGAGGUGUGCCAGCUUAUACAUCAAGGUCCCGUGGAGGGUAACAUUUCUAUCUUUCUGGAUGCUUUGGCCAAACUGAGAGCCGCGAUGGAUUACUUUCUGCACAAUAACUCACAAAGCGUGGAAUUAGAGAAUGUGACUAGUCUCUUUAAUACCGGAUGCGAGGGUCUUAACCAGCACUAUAGCAUGUUGCUAAAGAAGCAUAGUACACCACUUAAACCAGUGGAACUUUUGGAUUUAAUCUAUAUAGAAGAUGAUUCCUCUAGUGAUGAAUUCACAUCGUUUCGUCAGCUGUCCCAAAGCACCAGAGAAGAGUUAUAUACGAUUUCCCAUUGGUUUGAGCAGAACUUAAGGGAGUACACACACAUCUAUGCCACGGAGAGGGGCGAAGUUGUUUUGCGCUCAUUACAGCUCCUUAAAGAUCAUCAAAAGAGUAGCAGUUGGGGUCACGAAGCUUUGAAACCUCGACAUAGUGGACGACCGAGUGAAACUAAAAAGAACACCUCGGCCCGCUUGCAGCAAAUAUUUGAAAAGAAGGCAAAUAAAUUGUAUUUGCGCGCCACACAGACCAUUGAGCAAUCGACUGGCUUCUCCAUCAAGAAGGCCUCAUCUCAUUCGGAUCAUUUGUCAUCCGAUGGUCCACUGGAUGGCGAUCAGGAACUGGAUAAGUAUUUGGUUAUGUUGUUGGGUCUACAGCGUUUACUUAACUGGGAGAGGGCCAUAAUGUUGGACAUUAUACCCACAUCCAAGCAUAAUGAAGUCUUUGCCCGUUUGGCCUACAAUGCCAUCGAGCUGGUCGUUAAGGAUGCUGAGGCCAUAACCCAACGCAUCCUGAGAUGUAUUUCACGCAAAGAAUGGACAUCCGCUUUGGGUAUAUUUUCAGCAUUGAAACGUGUUAUAUUGCUUCAGCCCGAUAUUGAGCGUACCUACAAUCCCGCACAGCGGGAACAGCUAACCAAGGUACUAAAUAAACUGCAGCAAACUGGUGCCAAGGCAUUGGAACAUUUUCUCGAUGUGGUCAAAGGGGAGUCCAGCACCAAUAUUGUUGGUCAAAGCAAUGUACCCAAAGAUGCCACUGUUCAUGAGUUAACAUGGAAUACCAUUUGGUUCAUUCAACAUUUGUAUGAACAUUUCGAUGUGAUUGGUUCCAUAUUGGCUCAGGAUGUCCUCUAUGCCACUCAGCUGGAGACGAUACUGAUGAAAAAGGAAUUGCCAGGCGACGAGCGCAACAAAGCCAUGUUGGCUAUCUAUAUAAAGAAAGCCCUUGCCGAAUUGAACUUGUCCAUUAUGAAUAAAUGUGAACAAUAUAAUGAUCAGGCCACCAAGCAUCUCUUUCGUCUCAAUAAUAUCCAUUAUAUUCUGAAAUCGCUGCAGCAUUCAAAUCUAAUCGAUUUGGUCACAUUGGCUGAACCAGAAUGCGAGCAUAGCUAUUUGGAAAUGAUACGCGAACUGAAAGCUAGCUAUCAGAAGACAUGGUCCAAAAUGCUUGCUGGCAUCUAUUCUCUAGAUGAACUGCCGCGUCCCAUAAAUGGGAAGGUUAAGGACAAGGAUCGUAGCAUAUUAAAGGAACGUUUUUCGAAUUUCAACAAGGACUUUGAGGAGGCUUGUAAAAUUCAACGUGGCAUCUCCAUACGCGAUGUCAUUUUGCGGGAGGGCAUCAAAAGGGACAAUGUGGAGCAUGUUCUACCCAAAUACAAUCGUUUCUUUGAAAUGUAUGCAGGUGUCCAGUUUAGCAAGAAUCCCGACAAAUAUGUUAAAUAUCGGCCACAUGAGAUAAAUGAAAUGUUAAGCAAAUUGUUUGACGAUUCCGCUUAGUACAUUCCCCCAUUAUAUAUGUUUGUGUGUA